Microthlaspi erraticum is the source of this 540-nucleotide messenger RNA. The record is from the annotation of a GenBank genome assembly. Lineage: Eukaryota; Viridiplantae; Streptophyta; Magnoliopsida; Brassicales; Brassicaceae.
AUGAACUACAGUAACAACAACGAAUCAUCCAUUUCUUAUCCUGCCACCUGUAGGAGCUAUCUAGGUUAUCGACGUGUGGGGAUUCCGAAAAAAUGUAGAUGUGGAUGUGAUGUUGCUCUUCGCUCUUCACACGAUGGAAAAAAACUAUACAUAUGCACGGGAUGGAGAGCCAAACCUCAUAACGUGGUGGGACGAAACAGUUGUCGAGAGUUGGCCGAGUUAAAGGAUGAUCUUGCGGACUUAGACACACAGCUUAUCUACAUCAUACAGGAAGGGCAACGUAUCGACCAACCUGCAAGCGAGAUUGAAUGGCUAAAAGAAUCAGCCAGGAAACGUGAAGCCAAAUAUGCCUUACACUUCAAGCUGGCUGUGGCGUGUGGUCUCCUCGCAAGUCUCAUGGCUCUUACGGCUCCCUCAAGUAGUCUAGAUGUAACCCAGCUUGCACAGACAUUUAGUUUGUGCGAGUUAUCUAUUAUUCAUUGGCACGCAAAUGGCCUGUUCCAAAGUACUCUUAACAAUGUCGAUCUCUGUACGAGAUGA